Trichechus manatus latirostris (Florida manatee) is the source of this 708-nucleotide messenger RNA. It is a transcript of the gene MRPS21, whose product is annotated as mitochondrial ribosomal protein S21. The record is from RefSeq and is a predicted model, not a curated record. NCBI's taxonomy places the organism in Eukaryota, Metazoa, Chordata, Mammalia, Sirenia, Trichechidae. Gene Ontology annotation, cellular component: ribosome. Gene Ontology annotation, molecular function: structural constituent of ribosome. Gene Ontology annotation, biological process: translation. The coding region runs from base 73 to 336 and encodes 87 amino acids. The transcript has 3 exons.
UGGGAUGGCUUCCGGUCGACAGGAGCGGAGAGCGCGAGGUACUGCAGAGUGAAGGCUUCUAAAUCCAAGGCCAUGGCAAAACAUCUGAAGUUCAUUGCCAGGACUGUGAUGGUUCAGGAAGGGAACGUGGAAGGUGCAUACAGGACCCUGAACAGAAUCCUUACCACGGACGGGCUCAUCGAGGACAUUAAGCGAAGGCGUUACUACGAGAAGCCGUGCCGCCGCCGGCAGCGGGAAAGCUAUGAAAUCUGCCGGCGGAUCUACAACACGGAGAUGACUCGCAAGAUCAACUUCUUGAUGCGGAAGAAUCGGGCAGAUCCCUGGCAGGGCUGCUGAGGCCCUUUUGUGUCUCUGCACCCUUCCUUUCUCGAACCCACUUUCUCUUCCCCUUCUCUGCAAUAAACCCAGCAACAUACGUGCAGGAAGGCCUACGCCUGCAGAGGUAACCCCGCUAGUCAGCAGUGGACCCUCUCUUAUUAAGCGAAAAAGAAGCUGAGUCAGAAGGCAGUUCAGGAGCAGUGAGGAGAUACUCUAACGUAGUAGAGUAUGUCUGCUAUUUCUUACCCAGUUUUUAUGAACCCCAAAGCAAAAUCUUACUAGUGGAAAAGUAUCUGUUACUCUGUACUGACUCACUCCCCCUCCCUACUGUGAGGUCAAGAGGAGAGGAAGCCUGUAUGUACUGGGAAUAAACUGCUUCUUAAACACUCA